UCUCCACGCUCUUAUGAUGAGAGUAGUGAACGCUGAUUGGACAGAUACUGUGAAGGCAAACAGCGUGUUUUAAGCGUCAUUUACCUCAGCAGUGAUCACAAACGAGCGGUCUCUAUUCAAUAACAGUAACCUGGUAGGAAUGAAAGACAUAAUGAAAUCCUACAAACGCAAAUCAUCACAUUCAACUGAAAGGGAAUUUGGAGGUACUCUGGGUGCCACCUGCAUCCCAGUGUUGCUGCCUCUGACAGUUUUGUACCUGCUGAGUGUAUGUAGGUCUCCAGCAGCCAGCGUGCUACAGUGGCCUCCUCCUUUGCCCCCUAUUGCCCAGUUAUGGGACCCUUUAGCUGCCGUUUUGAUUGCAGGUUGGAUCACCCUACAGAGCUUCCUCUACCUGCUGCCAGUGGGGAAGGUUUCUGAAGGAUUAGUCCUUAGAGAUCGAUCCAGGCUGAAAUAUCCUAUUAAUGGUUUUCAUGCCCUCAGCAUUACUGUUGUCCUGUUGUCUAUAUGUCUCUAUCUGGGGAUGCCACUUGGGUAUCUGUUUGAACUUGUGUUGCCUCUGGCUGUAUGUGCUAUUGCUGUGUCCUACCUGUUGUCUAUGUACCUGUACAUUCGCUCAUUCUGGGCUCCUCAACAUGCCUUAGCACUUGGAGGAAAUACAGGAAAUCCCCUGUAUGACUUCUUUAUGGGUCGUGAGCUUAACCCUCGCAUUGGAGACUUUGACCUUAAAUAUUUCUGUGAACUCCGACCUGGAUUAAUAGGCUGGGUGGUAAUAAACCUAGGGAUGCUGAUGAAAGAGGUCGAGUUGAGGGGCUCUCCAUCUCUCGCCAUGCUGCUUGUGAAUGGUUUCCAGCUUCUCUAUGUCACAGAUGCUUUAUGGAAUGAAGAAGCUGUGCUUACUACUAUGGACAUAGUGCAUGAUGGAUUUGGGUUCAUGCUGGCAUUUGGUGAUCUUGCCUGGGUUCCCUUCACAUAUGGCCUUCAGGCCAUGUUUUUGGUUGUGCACCCACAGUCGCUUAGUAAUCUUGAAGCAGCAGGGAUUGUUGUUUUAAAUGGAAUUGGGUAUUACAUAUUUCGCAAGUCCAACUCUCAGAAAAAUCAGUUUAGAAGAGACCCUACACAUAAAAGUGUAUCACACCUGGAAACUAUUGCCACAGCAACAGGAAAGCGCCUGUUGGUAUCAGGGUGGUGGGGGUUUGUCAGACAUCCAAACUAUUUAGGGGACCUUCUCAUGGCUCUGGCGUGGUCCCUACCCUGUGGAUUGUCACAUAUUUUGCCUUACUUCUACGUUACAUAUUUUACCGUUCUGCUCAUUCACCGAGAGGCCAGGGAUGAGAAACAAUGUAAAGCCAAGUAUGGACUUGCCUGGGACACAUACUGCAGUCGAGUACCCUACAGAAUAAUCCCUUACAUUUACUAAUGCAGAACUUUUAAAGACACAUACAAUCAAAUAUAAACAGGAACACUACAGUGUGUUAGUGCUAGCCGGGUGCUACAUAACUGCAGGCUGCUGGAUUUGUCAUCAUACAAAAGCAUAGAUGUGGUGACCUAUUAAGGAUCAAAACUUAUGGGAUACAAAUCUUUUGGAAAUCAAGUGUUUUUGUUGUCUCAUUAAGAACUACUGCAAUCUACCUUCUCUGUUUAGGUUUUGCAUAUUGGCUGCAUCAUACUGUAGCCUAUCCAUUAAAAUGUUUGUGAAAAAACACAAAUAUAAAUAUAUUUUACAGUUUCAA
Molecule: messenger RNA, 1730 nt
Organism: Paramisgurnus dabryanus
Lineage: Eukaryota; Metazoa; Chordata; Actinopteri; Cypriniformes; Cobitidae
Gene: tm7sf2
Product: transmembrane 7 superfamily member 2
Biological process (GO): cholesterol biosynthetic process
Cellular component (GO): endoplasmic reticulum membrane; nuclear inner membrane
Molecular function (GO): Delta14-sterol reductase activity
Source: RefSeq, a predicted model, not a curated record